CUUCAUGUUGAUUGUUCUUGGCCUUUUUGAUUUUGUAUUUAACCUAUAUUAAAAAGUUAGUACCUUCUUUCCGGCAGAUUAAAGAAUAAAUUUUAUCUUGUUUUGACGUUUCUAAUAUUAUCUACUAUAUUCUAAACGACCAAUCUUGAAAAAAUCAAGCUAUGUCUUUCUUCAGUCGUUAUCUAAUUCCAGCUUUGUUUCGAGAUGUCCAAAAACAAUCGAAAGUCAAUAUUAGGACGUUUCAAAGAUCUGCUCCGCUCUGUGUAGCAAAAGUUCAGCAAGCAGCUCCAGAUUUCAAAGGCUUAGCUGUCGUCGGGGGAAAUGACUUUUCAGAAAUAAAACUAUCCGAUUAUAAAGGAAAAUACCUAUUACUCUUCUUUUACCCCUUGGAUUUUACGUUUGUGUGUCCAACAGAAAUUUUGGCAUUUAGUGACCGUAUUGAGGAGUUCAAAAAACUGAAUACAGAAGUCGUUGGGGUCUCAGUUGACUCACAUUUCAGCCACUUGGCGUGGAGUAAUACUGAACGCAAGGCUGGUGGCUUAGGACCAUUAAAAUAUCCUCUUCUCUCUGAUAUUACAAAAAAAAUUUCUUUGGACUAUGGAGUGCUGCUUGAAAAUGAAGGAAUUGCACUACGAGGCACAUUUAUUAUUGACGCUAAUGGUAUUUUGCGUCAAUACUCUAUCAACGAUUUGCCAGUUGGAAGGUCAGUUGAUGAAUGCUUACGAUUAAUUAAAGGCUUUCAGUUUGUUGAAAAACACGGCGAAGUCUGCCCAGCUAAUUGGAAUCCUGAAUCCAAUCCCGAUACUAUUAAGCCAGAUGUAAAGGAUUCUAAGGAAUAUUUUGAAAAGCAUGGCUAGUCGAAAGAUUAAAGCAUACAUAAAUCUUUUAACUUUGUUGUUUCUGUUCUUUUGAUUGUCCAAAAGAUAAUCAGCCCUAUCAUGCAUUCCAUCGUAGUCGGAAAUUUUUACGAAUCCCGAAAAACUAUCAUGAAAUACAUUCGUAAUGCAAAAUUGUAUGAGAUUUACCACUACGAACUGAUUUCAUGAUACAGUUUUUCGGGAUUCGUUAAAAUGUACGAUGGAAUUCAUGAUAGGGCUGAACAUUGUUUUGAAUCAAAUAAAAAACUAAAAAAAAAUGUCCAUAAAAAGAAAAUUUCAAAUUUACGCUUGCAAUUAAAUUUAAAAAUAAUUUCCUAUUUUUAAAUGACAAUAAAUUGGAGUUCUUGAUUGUUA
Eupeodes corollae is the source of this 1232-nucleotide messenger RNA. Its product is annotated as peroxiredoxin-2. Gene Ontology annotation, biological process: response to oxidative stress; cellular response to stress; hydrogen peroxide catabolic process. Bases 162 to 857 code for a protein of 231 amino acids. Lineage: Eukaryota; Metazoa; Arthropoda; Insecta; Diptera; Syrphidae. The transcript is spliced from 4 exons. Gene Ontology annotation, cellular component: cytosol; mitochondrion. Gene Ontology annotation, molecular function: thioredoxin peroxidase activity. The record is from RefSeq and is a predicted model, not a curated record.